Messenger RNA from Astyanax mexicanus (Mexican tetra), 603 nucleotides. RefSeq names its product meiosis/spermiogenesis associated 1 (gene meig1). The coding region runs from base 201 to 461 and encodes 86 amino acids. The transcript is spliced from 3 exons. Gene Ontology annotation, cellular component: nucleus. NCBI's taxonomy places the organism in Eukaryota, Metazoa, Chordata, Actinopteri, Characiformes, Acestrorhamphidae. The record is from RefSeq and is a predicted model, not a curated record.
UACAACAAUCCGCGAGCUCACAGCUAGCCUGGUACAGGUCUGUUCUUCUUGCUGUUCCAUAGACACGAAAAUAUCUUCGUAUUUAUUAUUUACACAUAGAUUUUUAAUCGGAUUCACGCGAACAGGACAAUAUCCAACAGCAACACUGCAAACACAAAAAAUACGUGAAAGCUGUGCUGCCUGGUGUCAAAUUUACAGGAAUGUCCUGUGGCACCAAACCAAAGUCCAUGAGCCGAGCAAAGCAGUGGACGGAUGAAGUGGAAAACCUGUACAGAUUUCAGCAGGCAGGAUACAGGGAUGAGAUGGAGUACAGACAGAUCAAACAGUUGGAGAUUGACUGGUGGCCAGAAACAGGGUUUGUGAAGAAGCUCCAGAGGCGAGACAACACGUAUUAUUACUAUAACAGAAAGAGGGAGUGUGAAGACAAAGAAGUUCACAAAGUCAAAAUGUAUGCAUACUGACUUUAGUAACCUCAACAGCACUUCUCUUCCACACUCUUUCUCGUUUUUUGUGUUUUUCUGCAUUUGUUUUCAUAUAAUGGAAUAAACAGUCGAAGGAACUAGAUGAAUAAGUUGAUGUGAUUAAACUUGAAGCUUGACAUUG